AUGGGCAGGUAUGCGUAUGGCUCACCCUUCCUCAGCUUCUUUUCCUUCUCCUUUUCCUUCCUUCUCUUGUUCUACAUUCCUGUGGCUCUGUCUCAACUCCCUGAAAACCAGAAGAAUGCCAUGAAGAAGCUCUCCAUUUAUCUCAAUGAAGCAGACCCAAAUCCAUGUUCAUGGAAUGGAGUUAGUUGCGGCAACAGCAAUCGAUCCAUCACCCAUCUAUCUUUUCCCUCUUCAGAACUCUAUUACUCUGAUUUUCUACCUGAUUUGUGCCAAAUUGAUACUCUAGAGUCCAUUGAUGUGUCCAAAAAUUCUUUGACUAUCAUCCCUGAUGAGUUCAUCAGAGACUGUGGACGGAUUAAUGGGCUUAACUACUUGAAUUUCAGUCAGAACAGAUUGUCUGGUUCUUUGCCUAAUUUUAGUGGUUUUGGUGGGUUACAGUACUUGGAUUUGUCUUUUAAUUCAUUAACUGGAAGUAUUGAAUCUCAACUGAAUGGAUUAGUUGGAAUCAGAAGCUUGAAUCUGAGCUUCAACCAGUUCAUUGGCUCUAUCCCUACCCAACUGGGUAAAGCCAUGGCUUUGGAAGAGUUGGAGCUCUCGAACAACUUCUUCAAAGGUCAAAUCCCUGAAAAGCUCAUGAAUUACACAUCUCUUGUUCUGCUUAAUCUCAGUAGUAAUCAUCUUUCUGGGUCUGUUUCUGACAGGAUAGGCCAGCUCUCCAAGUUGGAGACCCUCCUCCUAUCAUCCAAUAAUCUUAGUGGAGGAAUUCCUGAGAGUCUUUCAAGGAUUAAGACACUCUCUAAGUUUGCUGCUUAUCAGAAUAGCUUUUCUGGCAUAAUUCCUUCUGGGAUUUCACGAUAUCUAGGGAUUUUGGACCUUAGUUACAACAAGUUAAGCGGUUCAAUCCCAUCAGACCUUCUGUCAUCAUCAACUUUGCAGUCUAUUGAUCUGUCUUAUAAUUCAUUGGAAGGGCCGAUUCCUUCCAACUUUUCGCAGAGCUUGAUUAGGUUAAGACUUGGGUUCAAUUCUCUUAAUGGUACAAUCACUUCUCUGGCCUAUGAAACGCUUUCAAAUUUGACUUAUCUCGAGCUCAAUAACAAUAGAUUCACCGGGUCUGUUCCUCCACAAGUGGGAACCUUUCAGAGUUUAGCUCUGUUGAAUCUUGCUGAGAAUGAGUUCUAUGGUCCAUUAACGAAAGAGUUGGGAAAUCUUAAAUCAACUUCAGGUUAUGAAGCUCCAAUCCAACAGGUUUACAGGAGAAAUUCCUCCACAAUAUUCAAUUGGGAACAUGAAGUCGCUGAUAGAACUCCAGCUGGGAAACAACAAAUUGAGUGGGAGGAUUCCUAG
Macadamia integrifolia is the source of this 1344-nucleotide messenger RNA. Its product is annotated as LRR receptor-like serine/threonine-protein kinase ER2. The record is from RefSeq and is a predicted model, not a curated record. NCBI's taxonomy places the organism in Eukaryota, Viridiplantae, Streptophyta, Magnoliopsida, Proteales, Proteaceae. Bases 1 to 1344 code for a protein of 447 amino acids. The transcript has a single exon. Gene Ontology annotation, molecular function: protein binding.